This is a messenger RNA of Porites lobata, 3658 nucleotides long. The record is from the annotation of a GenBank genome assembly. NCBI's taxonomy places the organism in Eukaryota, Metazoa, Cnidaria, Anthozoa, Scleractinia, Poritidae.
AUGCCUUUUUCCUUUCUUACAGCCAAUGGUGCGACCGUGCGAUGUGGUGAAAACGUUAUGGCAAUCACUCUCCCUAAAUCGCUUCUCCUCGGCUUAAACCGCGAGCAUCUCACUCUACGCGAUGAAAAUUGUGUUGCCACGGAAACCAGCACACAUUUCACCCUUAAGACUACAUUGACAGGCUGUGGCACGAUCGCCAGAUACAGAGGAAAGGCAACGGUUUAUAGUAACACAGUCAUGGCGAUACCGGUUGCAGGUGACGCGAUCAUAACAAGGGUUCGAGAGAUUAAGAUACCCUUUCGCUGUUACUACAAGAACUCUGGUCAAGCCUUUGCCGUUGGGGUUGAACCUGAUGCCAGGAAACUGGUUUUUAAUGAAGAUGGCAAAGGAAACUUCACAGUUGCUUUGGACAUGUUUCCAGAUGAAAGGUAUCUGCAACUCACUGGAUGUAUUAGGACUAAAUGUUGCUCGAAUUUUAAACUUGUAGGUUUUGCAACUUCCUGUAUUUAUUACUAAGAUAAGGAUGAUGGUCGGUAAAGCACUGAAGUUUACAACAGGAAAACAAGAUCCCCAUAAAGGGGGUUCAUUGGGCUGCCGACUGCGCGACGCAGUGGUUUAAUAUUUUGAGAAGUAUAGAUUAUAACUACAUUUUUCCUUGCUUGAGUGUACAUUUACUCCUAACCAGUGGAAUGGGAUAGAGAUAUAUAUAUUUAGUAUAUACACACUCAGUGAUCUUGGUGAUUUAAGCAAUCUGAUUGGUUCGCUAUCUCGGACUAUUCAACAAUAUUUACCUCCUAGCGAGUGGAUAAUGUGUGAGCUCGCUUUUUUCCCAUUUUCUUUUAAAAGUCGACAAAAUCCUAGGGUUGACUUUUUUUCAGGUAAGAAAAGACUUCGAAGGAUUCAAAACGGAGUUUUUCCAUUUACUGUUGUUGAGUUUUGUGGUCGAUGGAUUGUUUACAACUCCCGUUUAUUCGCCUAGAAGAGGCCGUUUUGUGAACUGAGCAUAUCCUAACAAGAAAAAUUUGGCCCAACAACGAAGUUUAUUUAGAAAUUCUACGUUUCAAGUAAACACGAGAAAGAAUACUACAUGAAAACGACGUCUUACCUCGAGGAACCGAAUCGCCAUUUUUGUCAGCACUUCAUGCGAAGAACAACACAACAAACCUUUUCGGCUAUAAACUUGGCGAGUCAACAGAAAACAAAAAAGCUCUUCUUUUCUUCUCAGGUAAGGAAACAAUUCAAACUUUUAGCGGUUGUAUUGAAGUUAUUAUUGUUUGCGAAGCGAUAAGCCAUGUUUGAAAAUUCUACAAAGAUCUAUUUUUAAACUGUCGCGUGUCUAGCUGACCUGAUCUGUCAAUCAAAUCGUACUUUUUAGUGGUUUCCUCUCUGAUUUUGUUGAGAUCACUUCGUGUGUAUGUACUAAAACAAUUAUUCUUUUCAAUCUCGGUGAAUAGUGGCUUUAGGAAUAUUUACCUCGCCACUUCGUGGCUCGGUAAACAUUUUGCCACUAUUCACCUCGAUUUCAAAGAAUAAUUGUCAAAUAUACUUAGCCUUUUGAAACAAGAAACGAUUGACAUUAUUUUGAACUGGGACAUUUCCACAACGCAAUCCCCCCCGCCAAAUCUCUCUGCCCUCCCCAGCUGAGCCGCCUCACCGCCGUGCGUGGCGUCAGAAGUCCCUAUUUCAGUCCAAUAUUUUGUGAUUGGUAUCAAGAAUCGUACCAUAAUAGUGGACAUCUUCCCAAUUACAUUUAUCCAACGAUAGCUGGUUACGCAGAUCGAGCAGAAGCAUCUAAGCCAUUCAGAAUAAAAGGAAUAUUUUGAAUGAAUAAAAAAUAUAUAUUUUCAAUCCAUUAGGUUUUCUUCGGCCUAUACUCUAAAAGAUUACCCUGUGGAAGUCAAGUUGAGACAGAAUCUUUAUUUUCAAGCAUCUGUGAAAACCAAGGACAAAACUCUGUCGGUUUUGGCUGAGAAUUGUUACUCUACACCCUCCAAGAACAGAAAUCAUAACGACAGAUAUUAUCUCAUCAAGGACGGGUAAUCAAGUAACAAAUAAUGUAGAAAACUAUAUUAUAUUAUCAAGAUAGCAUGUCUAAGAAUACAUCAACGUCCUUCGUUUGUUGUUGUUGUUGUUGUUCGUUGGGUCUUCUUGAUUACGGCAAGCUGUAUAAUCGUUUUUGAAUAACGUUAAGCCAGCAGUUAUGAGAAAUAAGUCGUCCCAUGUGACAGAAUCCAAGGCAGUCUUUGAUUCUGGAUUCCAGGCCGUGGAUUCCGGAUCCCGGGUACUGGAUUCUGGAUUCCAAUCUUCAGUGAGAUUCCGGAUUCCUUGAGCUACAUUCCGUAUUCCAAAGCCUAGGAUUCCGGAUUCGACAAGCAAAAGUUUCUCGGAUCCAGGAAUCCGUAUUUCCUUACAGGAGGCGAAAAAAUAAUCAGACGACGUUUUUAAUGCACUGUACUUUAUCAGUAGCGUUUUUCUCGUUUUUUCUUUUGUUUUUGCUUUCAAUUUGUUUCGGUUUUUUAAAGUCAAUUCACCAUUGAUAUUGAUUAUUGUUAACAGAGAUAGAUAUUUGGAACGCUUUAAUGAUAAAAUAACUCUUAUUAACGACAGGGAAUAGCAAUAAAUAGUUCCAAGAAUGUGAUGCUUUCAACUUUCAGCUGCCCCGUCGAUAAAACCACCGCCGUCGUGAAGUCGAUAAAAGCGAGCAUGGCACGGUUCACAACUGAAGCCUUCAAGUUUAUUGCGGAUCACCCCUUCGUGUUUGUCCAUUGCGAAAUAAGGAUUUGUGACGCAAGAAAUUCAAACUCCAGAUGUGCACAGGGUUGUAUCACAGAAAUAAGAGAAAGACGUGACGUCAGAAAUGAUGACGUAUUGUACCCACUGGCACAGGGACCCCUCACAAUCAGCAGUGAUAUGACACUGAACCUAAGCUCGGCUAGAAAGUCAGCUUUGCAAGGUAAGCAGAAUGACAUAAUCCAUGUAGUGUGAGUUGAAUUAGGAUGCGUUCGAUUGAUGGAAUUAAGGAAUGAAAAUACGCAUAAAUUUUUGACAAAUUUCUUUAGCCUGCGUACUCCAGGCGUGGAAAGGGUAAGGAAUCGGGACUGAAGUGGAAAAGGGAGGGAUUUUGGAACCAUUCAGAAAUUUUCCAAGAGAUUUUUAAAUUUUACUAAGCAAUGAAAACUAAAACAAAUGAUUUUUAGGGUUUAUCCAUCAAUUUAUUCUUAAUCCAGAAUAGUCAAUUGAAUGCGUUCUUAAUGGAAGUGAUUAUGACUUUAUCGUUUGUGGAAGUAGCAAAUGACAGACAAACUAAGUUCACGAAAUUGCAUCGCAGAGUUGAACACAUAACUUUACCUGGUUUUAGCACUAACACGUACCCACAAGUCCAUUUAAGUACGCUGACCAGCAAGUAAGCAUAUUUACAAAAAAAUCACCUUUUAUAUCUUUGCGUUUGUGUUUCAGGUGGUACUGUUCCCGCUGUCUUUGCAAUGGCGGUAAUAUCUUCGCUUUGCAUUGUGGGAAUGGCAUGGCUACUAAACAGAAGAUCCCUUUAAGCCAUUGUCCGCACUCAGAGGGUUAUAUGCUUCUCCUACACUUUAUAAGCAAGUCACAUGUCUACAUUCUACUUCAGCUGGACAUUUUGCAGUCCUUUGGUGACAUUUAA